CUCCAUCCUAGUGCACAUAAUGUCUGCGCAAAUACGUCAUAUUGGAAAGCUUUCUUUAGAAAGCACUGCAUUUUUGCUCUGUGAUAUUCAAGAAAAGUUUCGCUCAUCAAUUCAAUACUUUUCUGAAAUUUGUGUAGUUGCUCAACGUCUUGUUACAGCCGCAAAACUUCUGGAUAUACCCGUUGUGGGAACAGAGCAGUAUCCAAAAGGGUUGGGACAUAUUGUUGAAGAAAUAGACACCUCUAAAAUGAAGAUUUUUGAAAAGACAAAGUUUUCUAUGUCACUCCCUGAAGUCCAUAGCUACUUGGAAGAAGUGAGACCAAAUUUGAAGUCAGUGGUUUUGUUUGGUAUUGAAGCUCAUGUUUGCGUUAUGCAAACUGCUUUAGAUUUGUUAGAAAAAAACUACGAAGUUCAUAUUGUUGUUGAUUGUUCUUCAUCUCGUACUAUGACUGAUAGGUUAUUUGGAUUUGAAAGAAUUCGUCAAUCAGGUGGUUUUAUAACAACAAGUGAAGCAGUGUUGUUUAUGUUACUGCAAGAUGCUAAACAUCCCAAAUUUCGAGAAGUUCAAAAAUUAGUUAUGGAGUCUGCUCCAUUUCAAGCCUUGGUUCCAAAAGUUUGAACUUAUUUAAAAAUUUCAUUUAAUGUUUUUUCAUUAUUACUUUAUACAUCUUUUGCAGAAUUUUAUAAAAAUAUAUUUUCAUUCUUUUAGUUUAAUUUCUGCAAUUUUAAUGUAAAAUUAAUUAUAGUCAUUGCUUUUUUGUGUAUUUUUAAAUAAAGGUAAUAUUAGUAUCACUAAGUAUUUUACCAUUUUUUAGCAUUUAUGUUGUUUGUGAACAAAGAUGAUAUGGUUUUUUUUUGAGAAAGUUUUAUAUUUGUUUUUUGCUUUUAUUUUUUUGUUUUUGAAAUUAAAUUUUUUCAUUUUA
Hydra vulgaris (swiftwater hydra) is the source of this 923-nucleotide messenger RNA. Its product is annotated as isochorismatase domain-containing protein 2. Gene Ontology annotation, cellular component: cytoplasm. Lineage: Eukaryota; Metazoa; Cnidaria; Hydrozoa; Anthoathecata; Hydridae. The record is from RefSeq and is a predicted model, not a curated record.